UGCACGUAUUUCCGUGUUGUGACUUUCGUUGCUUUGAUAAAGGUUGCAAAGGGAUCGCGGCAGAGAGAAGGAGCAGCAAUAUUCAGAGCAGCAGCAGCAGCAGCGGCGGCUGCAAGCAGCGUCCUACCCCGUCGCCCUACCCUACCCUACCCUGGCCUACCCUGCCCUGGCCUUUUGUUCACUGUGUUUCCAAGGCAGGGUUCUGUUUUUUCUUCCCCCUGUGUCGAUGUGGGGGAUAUCGAAGUGAAGGAGAAAGCCCAGAGCCCGGAAUGGCAAGAUGAGCCGUGCUCGGCUGCUGGUAGCUUUUUAACCCUUGCGGUGCUCAGGACGUGUCCCGGCCGGCCAGACCUGCACCAGCAACUGGAUGCAGCAGCCAGCUCAGCCCAGCCCUAGCGUGGGGGUAAGGUAGUUUCUAUUCGUGUGAAAGACGUUAUGAAUUACAAAGAAAUGAUGCAUUCAGUGGGCUGCAGUAACACCAGCUGCUAUCAGUCUGAGAAGGAGGUUGCUGACGAUGUGAGCAGCGAUGAACAGUUUGACUUGUGUUCGUCUCAACCGGACAAACAUUACGGGAACAGCUACAAGCCCAUAAGCUGCGUGAAGCAGGAGUCGCCGGAGGAGCCGAAUUCCCAAAUGGGCGUCGGGAGAACCGCAGAGGCCCAGGACGACGUGAAACGGAGGAAAAACAUUUUCCGAGCGGGGAAGAGAGGAAGGCCGGCUGGGACGACGAAAGCUGCUGGCUACAGAACCAGUACGGGCCGACCUUUGGGAACAACAAAGGCAGCUGGGUUUAAGACCAGCCCGGGCAGGCCCUUGGGCACGACCAAGGCAGCAGGAUAUCGGGUCAGCCCUGGAAGGCCGCCAGGUACCAUAAAAACUCUCUCCCACAUCUCUGGUCUCGAUUUCCCCUCGUGUAGCAGUGUUGCUUUUAGCUAUUCGAUGGUCCGUAACAAAGCAUCAAGUGGCCCUUCUGUAACCACAAAUAGAAACUUGGAGCUGAAUCAGUAAAACGUCAGCACUGUUUUUCUAUAAUCUGUUUGUUCCUUUAAGAAGUAGGGUAACUUUUUAUACAAGAUAUUGAUCUAAACACACGUACUAUAAGAUCUUGUUAAACAGCAUAGAGGUUGUGGAAUCCUGGCCCUAAAAUAAAAUGUCUUUGGAACAUUA
Messenger RNA from Amblyraja radiata (thorny skate), 1164 nucleotides. RefSeq names its product UPF0461 protein C5orf24 homolog. NCBI's taxonomy places the organism in Eukaryota, Metazoa, Chordata, Chondrichthyes, Rajiformes, Rajidae. Bases 433 to 1005 code for a protein of 190 amino acids. The transcript has 4 exons. The record is from RefSeq and is a predicted model, not a curated record.